UCUAAUGGGAUCUAGUAAAGCAAGUCAAUCCAACAAUUUUAAGGUCAAUAUGUAAAUUGGAUUCUGACUUGUGUAUGAAUGGUACAUUAUCCUGGAUUUCGUGAUCUGAAAUAAACCAAAUUGGGUUGGGAGGAAGAUACAUGGUUGUCAGUGUGUACUGUGGUUGUUUAUGUGCAUGGAAAACUCUGUGCAGCUACAUAUGAAUUUACAGGCAGUGUAUUAUCUCAUGCAAAACCACAAUGGCGUUACAUAAACAACGUGUUUUCACAGCCCAAGAUGGAAAAGUAGCAGGUAGAAGCGAUUACGAAGGAAAUGGCAAGCAGUUUAUAUAGCAGGAAACGAAUAGUGGUUUAAGUCUUCACUUCAUGCAGGAACCUGACAAGACAUGAAAAAUAUAAUUUUCUUCUGUGUACUUUGGUUUGGAAACAUCCAAAUCCCUUCAAGUGGUGCAUCUAUAUCAAUACAAGGAUCUUCUGAUCUGCUGAGAGUGCAGAAGGGAGAAAGCAUCAUUCUGAAAUGCAACAUGAGAAGCCGAUAUGAGAUCGCCUGGUAUCACCUCAGAGCCAACCGAUUCAAUCUACUGAUUUCUGCACAGACUGACAUAACGGGGAGAAAAUUUCUGACCACUUACAAUCACAUCCAAACUCGUCUGAAAAUUGCUGCAGACCCAUGGAUCACCAGAGCCACGCUAGAGAUUUCUGGAGUAACCGAGUCAGAUUCAGGUCUUUAUUUCUGUGGAACAAGGUCUAACACUACCGAGAUGCACUUCGAUCGACCCAUCAGACUAGAGAUCGAGGGUCAACAAGCCGAGGAUUUGAGUACCGAACGGCCAAAAGAAGUUGACGACACAGACGAGGUGACGCUGACGGAGCGUGUGCUGAUGUUUGGUGGUGUCGGGCUGGCUGCGUUUGUGUUUUUUCUGGUAACAGUCAUUGCAGGAGGACUCCUUCACUAUCAUGGUUGGCAGAAAGGAUGGAGCGCAGCCAAACAUGCUGGUCCUGCUGAUCAAAAAUUACCUUAAUGACACAUUUAUAUGCUUUAUUUUAAAGACACAAUAAAUCUCUGGACCCCGUAUUCACAAAACAUUUUAUCUUACCACUAAGAGUUCUCCUAAAUAGCAGUAAAAGUUUUUAGAUAAGUGUCACUAAUUAAACAAGUAGACUAUAUAUUCAGCUAAUUGUCAGCCUCUUAUAUGUAUGCUUCUCAUAAACAAUUAGUCAAUAUGUAUUAGUGCUGCCCUCGAUAUAAGAUUUUUCUGGCCUUGUUGUUUUUCUAUUUAAAUUGGUUCAUUUUGAAAUUGCUUCAUUAUUUUUCAUGUCUGUAAUAAGGCAAGCAUCCACACAGUUUUGUAGUGAUGCACUCAAGUUCACAGAGUCGGAGACUGCAGAAAGCGCUUCAUGUUUGCUUUAUUUUACAAAAGCACAACAUUUUGUUAGUGCACACGAAUAAAUGUAGAGUCUUUACAGUUACAAAAAUGUUAUUACUCUUAUCUAUAUGACCAAAAAUGUAUAUUUUUGUAAAUGUAUUUUGCCACUUCAUGUGGAAUUUUUUUUUCCUGCGACUAAGCGCCUAAUAAAAUUUUGGUAAUAGGCUAUGCAUGUAAACAGCCUUUUAAUUAGCAGAAUAGUCAUGGCUGAUAGUUAGCAUAAAAGAAAACCAAACUGAAGGUGAGAACAGCUAUAUGUUAAGGAUGUAAUCAAUCAUUUGGAGUUGGGAUAACCUCCAAACCAAACCAAUUAGAAAACAAAUUUCUAAAAAGAUUUAUAUUCCGAGGUAGACUGCUGGAAAAAGCCAUUUUUAUGAUAUUUCAGAUUUGGUCUUAGUGAUUUAGGAGUCCUCUACACUACUCCUAACAUUUCACAGGUUUAGGAGCUAUUUUUAAGCUUUGUGAAAUACUCCUAGAGAAAAAUUUAGGAGUCCUAAAAUCAGUAAGUUAAGAGCUACUUUUAGCCUUAAGAUGUUUUGUGAAUACAAGCCCUGGCUCAAAUGUCUUUUCCUGCUGGCCAGAUCUUUUCAUUUUAGAAAAGUUGAGACACUGAGCACCAGUAAAAAAUUUUAUCUUAAUAAUUAUUUCUGUCUCUUUAACCUAUCUUUGUCUUCAAAUGUGAUCUUAUUUAGAGAUUUUAAUAUUUGUAUUGAUAAUGCAGAUAGUAUAUCUGCAAGGGAUUUUUAUUGUGACUAAACAGCAUUGAUUUAAAAAAAAAAUGUAUGCAUUUUCCUACCCAUUAAAAUACGCUGCAUGAA
Molecule: messenger RNA, 2244 nt
Organism: Carassius gibelio (silver crucian carp)
Lineage: Eukaryota; Metazoa; Chordata; Actinopteri; Cypriniformes; Cyprinidae
Exons: 4
Coding region: 386-1021 (211 amino acids)
Biological process (GO): response to bacterium
Source: RefSeq, a predicted model, not a curated record